GUUUCGUCAUCACCAGCAAUGGCAGCGCACAUGGCGAAAAGCAUGGCACCGAAGAAAAGAAAACUAAAAGACAUGAGUGUCGAUGAAUUCAUGAAUAGUGCAUUUGAUUCAGACAGUGAUGGUGAUAGCUCUGAGCCAGAAAUUCCCAAAAAGAAAAAAGCAGCAAAGAGUAAAAAAUCUGACAUGACAGCAGCCACCAUACACAAAAAAUCUCUAGAAAAACUUGAAAAAUUAGACCCAGAGUUUUAUAAGUUUUUAAAAAAUGAAGACAAGUCACUACUCAAUUUUGCUGAUGAUGAUGUUGGUGAUGAUGAAGAGGAUGAUGAAGAAGAUGAGGAGGACGAUGAAGAUGAUGAAGAUACAUCAGAAGAAGAUGUAAAGAAUGGAAAGAAUUCCAAAGGCAAGCUUGACCUCGCUGACCUUGAUGAUUACAGUACAGAUGAAGAGGACGAGGAAUCUAGUGAUGAGGAGGAUUCUGGGAAGGGACGAGUGCACAAACUACCAAAAAAACUAGAGGUUGCUAGUGAUGGUAGUGAGGAGUCUGAUGAUGAUGAAGAAGAAAAGGAAGAAGAUCCAACAGAUACAGCAUUGAGUGGAAAGAAACGAAGAAAAGGAACACUAUUGACACCGAGGAUGAUAAAAAACUGGUCCAGAAAUUUAGAGACAAAGCCAACUAUGGCCGUACUAAAGGAAGUUAUAGCUGCACUUCGGGCCGCAGUUCUACAGGCAGGUGGAGAGGGGAAGACUGAUAAAUAUGUUGUCAAGGGUAGUGCAGUGUUCAAUGACAUCGUACGAGUUUGUCUGACCCAGGUGGCGCCAGCGCUACACCAGGUGAUCGGACUGCCACCUUUAACAGACUUACAGAAACCUAUUGUACCUGCCAAUAACAACAAAAAGUGGGUGAAAAUUCGUGUGGAUGUCAAAACCUAUCUGACAUAUUUAUUGAAGCUGGUGAGCGAGUUAUCAGAGCCGACCAUGAUCAAUGUGAUCCUGAAACAUAUACACAAGCUGGUCGCCUUUUAUUCCUGUUUUCCAAAAAUAGCCAAGGUCAUGCUGAAGAAAAUGAUCUCGCUGUGGAGUACCGCGGAGGAGGCUACUCGUGUCAUGGCCUUCUUCUGCAUAAUCCGACUCGUCCACAUCUUGCAGACCACUCUCUAUGACAUGUGUGUCAAGCAAAUGUACAUUGCUUACGUGAAGAACUGUAAAUUUACUUCCCCAACCACACUCCCGAUGAUCAACUUCAUGCAGCGCUCCAUGGUCGAGAUCUUCGCCAUCGAUGUUGUACGGGCAUACCAGUACACUUUUGUUUAUGUUCGACAGCUUGCAAUACACUUAAGGAACGCAAUAACAACCAAAAAACAGGAGAACUGUCAGGCGGUGUAUAACUGGCAGUUUAUACACAGUCUCGGACUGUGGGUGAGACUACUCAGUGCUACACACCCCAACCCUGUACUGGAGCCCCUUAUCUACCCCCUUACACAGACACUCAUAGGUACCAUCAAACUGCUUCCAAACUCCAGGUAUUAUCCAUUGCGAUUUCACUGUGUCCGACUGAUGACAACUUUGUCCCAAGCAACCUCCACAUUUAUCCCAGUGUUGCCAUUUCUGCUCGAGGUAUUUGAACAAAUUGACUUCAAUAAGCAACACAAGAAUCCAAGCUUCAAGCCGUUUAACUUUGCAUGCAUCCUCAAACUAUCGAAGUCUCAGUUGGUGGAAAAGUCCUUCAAGGACGGAGUAAUAGACCAGCUUUAUGAGUUGCUCCUCGACCAGCUACAUGUCCACCAGAGUUCUGUCGGGUUCCCGGAGCUUGCCUUACCCGCCAUUUUACAGCUCAAGGACUUCCUGAAGAAGUGUAAGAUAGCUAACUACUGCAAACAGAUACGCCAGAUCGUGGAUAAGGUGGAGGAGAAUUCAAAAUUCAUCACCAAUCGACGCAAGAGCUUCAACGUAAAUCUUGCCGACACCAAAAGCAUUGAAGCAUGGGAGAAAAAAUGUGAAGAGGCUGGAACUCCACUGGGGAAAUAUUACAAGACCUGGAGAAAACUCAGGGACCGCGAACUCCAGCAUGAGAUUUCAGCUAAAGAACAGAUCUUGGAUGUUGAUGACGGCCUUCCUGUGGUUGUCAGACCCAAGGGUCCACAGAAGGCCACAGAGGAGGACAAAAUGGACUUCGCUGCACUCUUUGACAAUGACAGCGAUGAAUCUGACGAUGAGAUGAGAUUUCUUCCCAAGUCUGAGCGAACAACAAAGGCCAAAAAAGCUGGCUCCGAUAGCGAUGAUUACAGUGACUUUGACAGUGAUGAAUUGGAACAGUUGGCUCAGUCUGCAGAUGAGGAUGAUGAAGACAGUGAUGAAGAAGAGGAACAGGAGGAAGAGCAUGAUGAGAGUAAUCCUAGUAAUUCAGAUGAUGAUGAAGACAUCCCAGAUGUAGAUGAUGUUGUGGAGGACUUUGAAAUGUCAGACUCUGAUUAAAAUGCAUUGAAUGAUUAAAAUGCAUCGAAUAUUAUUAAAAUAUCUGUUUUAUCAUACAAAAUAUGA
Messenger RNA from Pecten maximus, 2538 nucleotides. Its product is annotated as nucleolar complex protein 2 homolog. Lineage: Eukaryota; Metazoa; Mollusca; Bivalvia; Pectinida; Pectinidae. The coding region runs from base 19 to 2472 and encodes 817 amino acids. Gene Ontology annotation, molecular function: histone binding; transcription corepressor activity. The record is from RefSeq and is a predicted model, not a curated record. Gene Ontology annotation, cellular component: Noc1p-Noc2p complex; Noc2p-Noc3p complex; nucleolus. Gene Ontology annotation, biological process: negative regulation of transcription by RNA polymerase II; ribosomal large subunit biogenesis. The transcript has 18 exons.